GAAACACUGCUAGAGUUGAAUAGCUGGGACAGUCGGAGCUCUUUUAUUCUGGAGGAGUGAACAGGUGACUCGCAUAGUCAAAUGGCAACAGGAUUUGAAGACUUUUGCGGCGGGCAGUUUUGGAACGAGACUCUAACAUGGGGCCUGAACAGCACAUGGCCUCAGUUCACGUCAUGUUUCCAGAACACCCUGCUGGUAUGGGUGCCGUGUGGCUGGCUCUGGCUGACUUUACCUCUCUACCUGUAUUACAUGAUAACCAGGAGAGAGAAACCACUCAAGCUCUCCUGGCUCAAUAUUGGGAAAACUUUGUGUGGCCUGCUGCUGUUCAUCCUGUCUGUAGUUCAGGUCAUCCAGGCUGCUGGGGACCAGGAGGAUGAUGGCGAUGUGGCGUUAUCUCGAUAUGUCACACCCAGUAUCAAGGCUGCCAGUUUGUUACUCUCUGUGGUGCUAAUUCAGUUGGAAAGGAUAUCUGGAUUCAUUACCUCAGGAGUUCAGUUCAUCUUUUGGCUUCUGCUCACAGUCACUGGCAUUAUUCCCUUUUACACCUAUAUUAUCCUGAAGGAUGAAUCUGUAGUGCUGUACGCCACAUUCUAUGUGGAGUUUGGCCUCACACUGCUCCAGUUCUUUCUUCACUGUAAAGCCGAGCCUCUUCCUAUUGAUUACUUCUACAAUUCCAAUGGAAAACCCUGCCCAGAAGUGCGAGCCUCUUUUAUCUCUAGAAUCUCAUUUUGGUGGAUAAACGGGGUUGUGUUAACUGGCUUCAAGAAGUCUUUAGAAGAGUCAGACCUGUGGGACUUACACCCACGGGACCAAGGGGCAAACUUUAUCCCUCAGUUUGAGAAGGCCUGGAGCCAGGAAGUCAGCAGAGUCAAAUGUUUACAGGCAGCUUCAGAGAAGCACGGGCCAUCCGCACACUUCAGAAACUCCCAUGAAGUCGUUCUAAGUGAGAAGACACCUCUUCUGAAUGGUUCUACACUGUCUCACGAAAGUGUUUCAUUCCAAAAGGAUGGGAAAUAUGGCAGCCAAUCACAACAAAGCAAAGAGAAGACGAAGGGGGCCUCCUUGCUAAAGGUGUUGGCUAAGUGUUUUCUGCCCACCCUACUUAUCUCCUGGGCCUGCAAGUUCAUCUAUGACUUACUACAGUUUGUCAGUCCUAUGAUAUUAGAGUUACUGAUAGGCUUCACAGAGGAUCGUCGCAUCCAGGCAUGGAAAGGCUACAUCUUUGCUGUGGCUCUCUUGGUGAACGCUUUUGUCCAGUCCUGUUUCUUCCACCAGCAGUUCCACAUUGGCAUGACACUGGGUAUGAGGAUCAAGGCUGCUGUGAUAGCAGCCGUCUACAAAAAGGCUCUUACGAUGAACAGUGAGGCAAGGAAGACAUCGACUGUUGGGGAGAUUGUCAAUCUGAUGUCUGUAGACGCACAGCGUUUACAGGAUAUCACCGGAUACCUCUGGAUGCUCUGGUCUGCACCGCUACAGAUUGGAUUGGCACUAUAUCUCCUGUACGGCACUAUGGGCAGCGCCAUCUUUGCUGGUCUGGCCAUCAUGGUUCUCAUGUUACCCAUCAACGCUGUCAUCGCUGUCAAAACUCGCAAACUACAAGUGGCUCAGAUGAAGCUCAAGGACUCCAGGAUCAAACUCAUGAACGAAGUGUUGAAUGGUGUCAAGGUGCUAAAGCUGUAUGCCUGGGAAUUGUCCUUUCAAGACAAGAUAUUGGCGAUACGAAAUCAGGAACUGACCAUACUGAAGAAGAUAGCGUACUUGGGGGCUUUCAGUACUUUUGCCUGGACUUGUGCCCCAUUUAUGGUAACCCUGGCCACUUUUGCCACAUAUGUGUUGACAUCAGAAGACCACAGAUUGGAUGCCUCUAAAGCAUUUGUUGCGCUGUCACUGUUUAAUAUCCUCCGUUUUCCCAUCAACCUUCUACCAAUGAUAAUAUCCUACGUUGUUCAGGCUCAGGUGUCAAUUGGACGUAUUGGGAAAUUCCUUCAGAAUGGUGACCUAGAUCCAGAUAAUGUUCAGCAUAAUCCCAAUGCUGAUUAUCCCAUUACAGUAGAGCAAGGCACGUUCAGCUGGGAUCGAGGAGAGAAGGCAACUCUCAGGAACAUAAACCUGAAGAUAAAAGAUGGGGAGUUGUUGGCUGUGGUAGGUCAGGUGGGUGCAGGGAAAUCCUCCCUUAUGUCAGCGUUACUUGGGGAGAUGGAGAAGCUGGAGGGACAUGUCAAUGUCAGGGGCUCCUUGGCGUAUGUUCCUCAACAAGCCUGGAUUCAAAAUGCCACUGUACAAGACAAUAUCCUGUUUGGGGCACCCAAGAUGGAGAGAAGGUACAAAGAGAUAGUGGAGGCAUGUGCCCUGGGACCAGACCUGGAGAUGUUACCUGGCGGAGAUAUGACAGAGAUCGGAGAAAAGGGUAUUAACCUGAGUGGAGGUCAAAAACAAAGAGUGAGUCUAGCUCGGGCUGUGUACAAUGAUGCAGACGUCUAUCUGAUGGAUGACCCACUGAGUGCCGUCGACUCACAUGUUGGUAAACAUAUCUUUGAGCAAGUCGUCGGUGCCAAAGGACUGCUGAAGAAAAAGACACGUAUUCUGGUUACCCACGGUAUCCACUGGUUACCGAUGGUCGACCGUAUCGCCGUGGUAACAGACGGCGAGAUCUCUGAGAUAGGAACGUAUGAAGAACUGAUGAGUCAUAAUGGAGCGUUUGCUCAGUUUAUCCACACAUACCUGACUCAGGAAGAAGAGGAAGAGGAUGAGGAAGAGGAUGAAGAAGUGGCAGAGUUGAAGGCUCGAAUGCUAGAGAGGGUGGAUUCUGUGUUGUCAGAUUCGGAUAAGACAUCCGGGGACGAGGGAAUGCGACAUAGGAUCAGGAGAAUCAGUUCCAGAACAUCUGACGGGGAAAGUGAUGUGGAAAAGCGACGUUUAAAACGGCAGGACUCUCGCAAAAAACUGGAACGUUCCAUGUCUAAAGAAGCAGCUACAGCAAAAAAAGUGCCAAAUGCAGGAGAUAAGCUGAUUGAAAUAGAAAAAUCUGAAACAGGAAAAGUGAAGCUGUCUGUGUAUUUUGCCUAUGCCCGUGCCAUUGGAGUGCUGGCCAGUGUGCUCAUCCUGUUUCUGUUUGCACUGUACCAAGUGGGCAGUGUGUACUCUAAUGUGUGGUUGAGCUUCUGGACAGAGGACCCGGUGCUGAAGAACAAUAGCCUGGUGAACACCACAGAGUACAGCGACAAAAACAACCUCUACCUGGGCGUGUAUGGGGGGCUGGGGCUAGCACAGGCGGCGUUCGUCCUCCUGUAUGCCAUUGUCUUUGCCACUAGUCAGGUCAAGGCUGCAGCCAGUCUUCAUUUGAGCAUGCUUGCCAACAUUCUUCGUUCUCCAAUGGCCUUCUUUGACACGACCCCUAUUGGUCGUAUUGUGAAUCGAUUCUCGCGGGACAUCGAGACCAUUGACAACAACCUGCCUCAGAUCAUCCGUAUGUUUAUGAACACAAUAUUCAGCGUGGCCAGCACCCUGGUGGUGAUCAGCUCAAGUACCCCCAUCUUCCUGUCUGUCAUCCUACCCCUGGCUAUCUUCUACUUCCUUAUACAGAGGUUUUACAUCCCGACCUCGCGUCAGCUGAAGCGGCUCGAGUCCACCACACGCUCCCCGAUCUACACUCACUUCAGUGAGAGCAUCACAGGCUGCAGCACCAUCCGGGCAUACGGGAUGCAAGAUAGGUUUACUGAUGAGUCACGGGCUAGGGUAGACAAAAACCUUGUCUUUUACUUCUCUGGGAUUGCCUCGAAUAGGUGGCUUGGCUUCCGUCUGGAGGUGGUGGGUAACCUGAUCGUGUUAGCCGCGGCCAUGUUUGCUGUGGCAGGAAGAGACACCCUGAGUGGAGGCAUCGUGGGCUUGUCCAUCUCCUAUGCCUUACAGGUGACAGGUUCACUGAACUGGAUGGUGAGAAUGUCAUCAGACUUGGAGACAAACAUCGUGUCUGUAGAGAGAGUGAAGGAGUACUCAGAGACACCCACUGAGGCUGACUGGUACAAACCCGAGAGAGCCCCGCCUCAUGACUGGCCCCCAGUGGGCGUGGUAGAGUUUCAGGACUACACCACCCGCUAUCGCCCGGGCCUAGAGCUCGUAAUCAAGGGCAUCACCUGUAAUGUCAAUGGAGGAGAGAAGGUGGGAAUUGUAGGUAGGACAGGAGCAGGAAAAUCCUCUCUGACUGUAGCCUUGUUUCGUCUGAUUGAAGCUGCUGGUGGAGCGAUUGUGAUUGAUGGAGUGAAGAUCAGUGACAUUGGUCUGCAUGACUUGCGGUCUAGACUCACCAUUCUGCCUCAGGAUCCAGUGUUAUUCUCAGGCAGUCUGCGGAUGAACAUGGACCCAUUUGACAGAUACACAGACGCGCAAAUUUGGCGCGCACUAGAACACUCACACCUGAAGGCGUUUGUGGAUAGUCUACCGGCAAAGCUGGAACAUGAAUGUGGAGAGGGGGGGCAGAAUCUGAGUGUUGGUCAGAGACAGUUGGUUUGCUUGGCACGUACAUUGCUGAGGAAGACAAAGAUACUUGUCCUCGAUGAAGCCACCGCAGCCGUUGACAUGGAAACUGAUGAUUUGAUCCAGAAAACUAUCCGCACAGAGUUCAAGGAUUGCACAGUGUUAACGAUAGCGCACAGACUCAACACUAUCAUGGACUAUGACAGAAUCAUUGUUAUGGAUCAGGGUUUGGUGAAGGAGUUUGGAAGCCCUGAAGAGCUGCUAAAAAACAAGCAGAGUGUUUUCUUUGGAAUGGCCAAAGAUGCUGGUUUAGUGUAAUUUGGCAUGAAGUUUCAGUGUUCACUUGGCAGCAUUAGAUGCACCUGCAGCAGUUGGAUUGUCCCCGCAUUUUCAAACCCAGUUCAUAAGGGUUGUGAUUGUUGUUUGCUAAAGAGUGGUUGAACAGUAUUUUCUGUUUAUUUUCAGCUUUUAUUGCAACAUUUUUGUUAAAAUCUGUUAUUUUUGUUGGGUUUGUGUGUGCAGGCUGGGGUUUACUUUUAUAUUCACACCUAUGCAUUCACUAAAAUCACGUGGCCUUAAUGCUAACUGCUGUACAGUGGCUCAAAUGUUUAACAUAGUAACAGAUUAUUCUCUAGUUUCUACCAACUAAGCAGGUAUGAUUAAUUGUGAACAGUGGUUGCAUGUAGCUCUGUGUCUAUUUUUGUUCCAGUCUGGAAGCAUGAACAGUCAGUAAAAAGGUGUUGUAAAAAAAAAAAAACAUAACCCCAUCUCAAACUGUAUAUGUUUCUUGAAUUAUCUACCUGUGUUGUGAUCAUGCUCGUUUCAUCAGAUAUUUCUUCAAGCUGGUUUGAUGUGAAAACUAUACAUGUAUGUCUGACUGAAUAUUUUUGACCUGCCACGAGGUCGAUGGGUUUUUGUCCAAAUACAAUUCAAUUACAGCAAUAUAUCAAGAAAAUACAGCUGUGUUCUUUCAAGUUUUGAUAAAAGUAGAUCCAGUAUUUCUUAGUUUAUAUAUAUAUAUAGCACAGUCAUUGAUAUUUUGUUUAACCAUGAUAACCAGGUACAAAACGGCAGAUUUCUUGUGAUUGACCACAUACUGUUUCGCUGACUGUGUUUAUACAUUGUUGAUUGACCAGUAUUAUUGGUCAGCAUUCGUGACAAUAUUUACUUGUGCCUGUCUACUGUUUUAAUGAAGAUCUAAUUCCUUACAUAUACACAUAUCCAUAUAUAACAAAUUUUCUGUCUGAUAUAUUGGCAUAUUUAUAUUCCUGAGAACAAAUUUUUGCAUUUGUCUGUAUGAACAUGAGAUCACUGGUCAAGAUCAAAUAUUGAGGAUUUAUUUACCCUAAGUAUGUUCAGCAUUUCUACAAUCUUUACUCAAUUUUUAUAUUUAUUUGCUAUAAACUGAUGGUGAACAUAAAGUUAGUAAUCUCUGAGUAAUGUUAGACAAUGUAUUUAUCAUUGUACCCUUAAUUGCCCUAGCCUGUUCUUCUACAAUUGAAUGCAAUAGGAUGUGAGACUGGAUUAGUGGGGGAUUGAAUGUGCCUCAGAUCAGCUGAAGAAAAGCAAAAAAAAAAUACAGAAAUUGGUGAUUUAUGAUUAGUUUUAUGUAGUAAGAAUGGUGUUAGCUUUGUCAGACACGGUUGUGAAAGGGAAAUUCAAGAAGUGCUGUAAUUAUUCAUCUGUGUGACUUUUCCUCUCAAUUGAUUGUUUUUUUACAGGAUAUGUUGAGAGUUUUAGAACACUAUUUGUUUGAUGUGAAGUGCUAUUGUGGAUAGGACUUGCUUGUUCAGAAAUCUGUAAAGGUCAAAACCCAUUGAAUCGUUCUCUCUACUACAUUAUGGUAUUUUUUUUUCAAAUUUAGUUUAAUAUUUAAAUCGACUAAUUUCUUUAUCCUACAUGUGCAUAAACAGGAUCAGUUACAUGUACCGCAUCAGUUACAUGUACCGCAUCAGUUACAUGUACCGCAUCAGUUACAUGUACCACAUCAGUUACAUGUACCUGCUUUGCCCAUGCCCAUUCUUACAUGAUCUUGACCAUCAUAUAGACAUGUCAUAGUGGCAUGUACUUAUACUUACAGUAAUACAGGAUUCGGCCAGUGUACUGUGUAUGUACUCAGACUGAUCUAAUAUUGUAUUACAUUCGUUAGUGACAGACAUGCAACAGUAAAUUGCGUAACCUGUCUAUAGCUCCAUGUCCAGGAGCAUUGUUGGUACCAUUGUGUUUAUCAUGAGAGAAGACGAUCAGAUGUGUAUGCUCGACUUAAUACCAGUAUGUGAUAGUAUGUACCUUGCCAGAAACAGAGCAAACAGAUUACUAGCACUUAUAUUUUAUAAUGGUUUAUGGAAGUGAAUGUGUAACAUUAGCCUGAUAUUUGUGGAAAAAUAAAUCUCUCAAGUUUAAUUUGUAGUUUGACAUUCCAUACAUUUUUGUUUUUGAGUUUUAUGGUCAUUUUUUAAGGUGUGUAUACCUUUUAGAUAUGUAUAUUCAAUCCUAUACGCUCCUGUAUUAAUUGUAAACAUAAGGUACACAGAUCAAAAUAUAUAUGUUUAAUAAGAAAAGAAUAAUGUGUUGAGGUUUUUCAUUUAUUUACCAAUGUUCACUAGUGCAUGUAGCUACUUAGGAUUGUAGUUGUCAUCUUGCCUUUAUUGUGUAACUGGAAUACACACAUACACAUGUAUAUGUAUACCCUAUUCUGUGUUAAAGAUUUCAAAUUGUAUCCACUUGUUGUAAUCUUUAUAUUUUGCUAAAAUAGUGUUGACAAAUUUUGUGUGCAGUAUUGCAUAUUUUGUAAACAUUUGUUUUUGCACAGCUUGUUAAAUCAUAAAUGUUCAAAGGGGUCACUCUUAAUUUACCAAGCAGCUUACUACCUGAACU
Liolophura sinensis is the source of this 7350-nucleotide messenger RNA. Its product is annotated as multidrug resistance-associated protein 1-like. The record is from RefSeq and is a predicted model, not a curated record. Lineage: Eukaryota; Metazoa; Mollusca; Polyplacophora; Chitonida; Chitonidae. Gene Ontology annotation, cellular component: membrane. The coding region runs from base 82 to 4791 and encodes 1569 amino acids. The transcript is spliced from 30 exons. Gene Ontology annotation, molecular function: ATP hydrolysis activity; ABC-type transporter activity; ATP binding. Gene Ontology annotation, biological process: transmembrane transport.